Messenger RNA from Fonsecaea nubica, 1644 nucleotides. RefSeq lists its product as hypothetical. Bases 1 to 1644 code for a protein of 547 amino acids. Gene Ontology annotation, molecular function: glutathione synthase activity; ATP binding; glutathione binding. Gene Ontology annotation, cellular component: cytosol. Lineage: Eukaryota; Fungi; Ascomycota; Eurotiomycetes; Chaetothyriales; Herpotrichiellaceae. The record is from RefSeq and is a predicted model, not a curated record. Gene Ontology annotation, biological process: glutathione biosynthetic process. The transcript is spliced from 2 exons.
AUGACAGAUAACGCAGCCAAUAAAGUCUACCAUGACUAUCCUCCGGCAUUGACACCUGAGCAGGAGGAGUACCUUGUCCAGACAGUGAAGAAUUGGGCCGUAGAGCAUGGACUUACGGUCAGGCCAUCCGCCGCCAUAGUCCCCGAGGAGACGAAUCCGAAGAAUGUUCUCGCUACUAAUGCUCCAGUCACCUUGUUUCCAAGCCCGUUUCCCAAGACGUGCUUUGAACUGGCGAAAAGCAUCCAGCCGGUCUACAAUGAACUCUACGCUAGCGUUGCAAGCGACGAGCAAUGGCUAGAAGAGAUUAUGAGAGAACUAAUAGAGGUCGACGACUUCCUGGCAAAUCUCUGGAAAAUACACGUUGCCGUCAAGGAAGAGGGCUACGUUCAAGACUUGUCUCUGGGGAUGUUCCGUUCUGAUUAUAUGGUGCACACCACGGAACAAGGGCCGCCAUCCCUUAAACAAGUCGAAUUCAACACCAUCUCCUCCUCGUUCGGCGGGUUGGCUUGCCUUGUUGCAGAGAUGCAUACCCAUCUUGCGACAUUCCCCUCCCCAAAGCACUCAGUUGCGUACCCUGUGCAUCCGCUAUUUGCCAACGCGACGGGCGACGGCUCUAUUCAUACUAUCGGGCAUCCUCCUCCCAACGAGGCCGUGGAAACCUUGACCGCAGGCCUUGCAGCCGCUCAUGUGGCAUAUGGACCUUCAAGAUCAGAGCCCCGGCUGCCGACGUGCGUUAUCUUCCUCGUCCAAGACAACGAGCGCAAUGUAUUUGACCAGCUGGCUCUGUCUACCCAUCUGUUAAAACACCAUCAUAUCCCCUCGUUCCGCCUCCCGACCAGCAAGAUCCUAGCCUACACGUCGAUCCCAUCCAAGGAGAGCAAUCCCUAUCGUCCGUUGAUUUACACUCCCCCAUCGUCGCCGUCUACUCCGUUCGAGGUCACGGUGGUGUACUUCCGUGCCCUCUACGCUCCGACGGAAUACAACACGCCGACUUCGUGGGCAGCUCGCCACCACCUGGAACGCAGCGCGGCGGUCAAAUGUCCCACCGUCCUCCUCCACCUAGCCGGGACCAAGAAAGUCCAACAAGUCCUCACCGCCAGACCUCCCGACACGGAUCAUCUCAAGGCCUUCCUGCCCACCCAACCAGAGGGCGUGCUGCAGACCCUCCGCUCAACUUUUGCUCCGCAAUACUCCCUCUCCACUUCCCCCGGCUCCGACCCAGCCGGCGAACCGGAGGGAGUACGCCUGGCCAUCUCCGCCGAGACGGCGGCGAACCACGUGCUGAAGCCGCAGCGCGAGGGCGGCGGCAACAACAUCUACCGCACCAACAUCCCGCCAUUUCUGAACUCGAUACCCAAGUCUCAGUGGAAGCAGUACAUCCUGAUGGAGCUGAUCCGCCCGCCCACCACAGCCAGGAAUACCGUUUUGCGCAGUGACGGCCAGGUGCUCAGCGGCAACGUCAUUUCCGAAUUGGGCAUCUUCGGCACCUGUCUGUGGAGAAACACGCGGGACGCUCGGCCUGAACUUCUACACAACACCGAGGGUGGCUACCUCUUGAGGACUAAAGGGAAGGACAGCGAUGAAGGUGGAGUUGCCGCCGGUUUUAGUUCUUUGGACAGCUUGAUAUUAUAUGAAGAGUACUAG